Molecule: messenger RNA, 1033 nt
Organism: Belonocnema kinseyi
Lineage: Eukaryota; Metazoa; Arthropoda; Insecta; Hymenoptera; Cynipidae
Product: histone H2B.1, sperm-like
Exons: 2
Coding region: 150-932 (260 amino acids)
Cellular component (GO): nucleosome
Molecular function (GO): protein heterodimerization activity; structural constituent of chromatin; DNA binding
Source: RefSeq, a predicted model, not a curated record
GGUUUCUCUUCAUGCUCUGAAGCCAAAUAUUAUUUGGUCUUCAUAUCAGUCUUUUAAAAUUAUAUUAGUUCUUCAAAAUAAUCAAUACUAAAAAAAACUUCAAGAAUCAAAUCUUCGAGAACCGAAUCUUCGAGAAUCAAAUCAUCAAGAUGCCGCCGAAACUUUCUGGAAAAGCAGGGGCGAUGAAGCCUAAGGUUGUGGAAAAGCCGGUGAGCUCGACUACACGAAGGAAGAAGAGGAAUGAGACCUUUGGCAUUUACGUCUACAAAGUUUUGAAACAAGUUCAUCCUGAAACUGGGAUUUCGAGCAAAGCCAUGAUCGUCAUGAACAGUUUCAUCAACGAUAUUUUCGAAAGGAUUGCUUCUGAAGCUGGACGUUUGGUUGUUUAUAAUGGAAAGCGUCGUACAAUGACUUCUCGUGAAAUUCAAACUGCAGUGAAACUUCUCCUGCCAGGUGAACUGGCCAAGCACGCCAUCAGCGAGGGAACGAAAGCUAUCACCAAGUACAACACGGAGAAGAAAAAGACUGAAAAGGAUCAAAGUUUCGAAAUGCCGCCGAAAAUGUCUGGAAAAACAGGAGCGAUGAAGUCCGAGUUGAAGUCUAAGGUUGUCGAAAAACCAAAGAGCUCUCUACGUAGGAAGAAGAGAACAGAGUCCUACGCCAUUUACUUGUACAAAGUUUUGAAGCAAGUUCAGCCUGAAACUGGAAUUUCGAGCAAAGCCAUGAGCAUCAUGAAUAGCUUCAUGAUCGACAUUUUCGAACGGAUUGCUUCUGAAGCUGGUCGUUUGGUUGUUUAUAACAAACAUCGUACAAUGACUGCUCGCGAGAUCCAAACUGCCGUGAAACUUCUCCUGCCAGGUGAACUGGCCAAGCACGCUAUCAGCGAGGGAACAAAAUCUACCACCAAGUACAACAGCGAGAAGAGUAAUUGAUUUUUAUCUACUAGUGUCUUUACCUUUUUUUUUAAGUUUUGUGUUUUUAAUGUUUAUGAGUUCUGUCUCAGCCGUUAAUUUAUUCUAUUUACUGAACUAUG